AUAUCAGUAGGCGUGAGUGCGUGGACACUGGUAGCUAUAUCGUUGGAAAGGUAUUUCGCAAUCUGUCAGCCCCUGAAGUCUCGUCAGUGGCAGACAUUGUCGCACUCGUAUCGUGUGAUUGCCAUCAUAUGGUUCGGCAAUAUUGUACUCAUGAGUCCCAUCGCCAUACUAUCAGAACUGUUGCCCAUUCAGACACCAGCUUUGUUCACUAAGCAAGCAGGCAAAUACAAGUGCCGAGAGGUGUGGCCAUCCGGUGCUAGUGAACAGCUAUUCAACUUACUGCUACUCAUACUGCUAUUGAUCGGGCCGUUUGUCAUACUGGUCAGCACCUAUACCCUGGUCAGCCGUGAACUGUACGGGGCUAACAUAUUUCAAGCUCAUUACGCAACCAAUAACCACAUGAAUAAUAGUAGCCAUAAUGUGUUCGCACAUACCAUACCGCUUGAGGUG
Messenger RNA from Oppiella nova, 450 nucleotides. Lineage: Eukaryota; Metazoa; Arthropoda; Arachnida; Sarcoptiformes; Oppiidae. The record is from the annotation of a GenBank genome assembly.